CUCCGCGGGGCGGGCGCGCGCACUCGGCGGACCGCACUAGAGCGGCUGGGAGGCGUGAAGUAGUGCCGCCUGACGAGCCUGUUCGAGCGGUCGGUGGUUCACGGAGAAUCACGCACGCUAGCAAAUUUAAACAUCGUCUAACAUAUUUGUUUCUUGCUUCAGCUAACCUUUUAGCGUUUAUUUUUUUUUUUUAAACCUGUCAUUAGCUGGAUAUGGCUGAUAUCGAUAAGCUCAACAUAGACAGUAUCAUCCAACGCCUUUUGGAAGUGAGGGGGUCGAAGCCUGGCAAGAAUGUGCAGCUCCAGGAGAAUGAAAUCCGAGGCCUGUGCCUGAAGUCCCGGGAGAUCUUUCUCAGCCAGCCCAUCCUCCUGGAACUGGAGGCACCCCUCAAAAUCUGCGGUGACAUCCAUGGGCAGUAUUAUGACCUCCUUAGGCUGUUUGAGUAUGGUGGCUACCCCCCAGAAAGCAACUACCUUUUCCUGGGAGAUUAUGUAGACCGGGGCAAGCAGUCUCUGGAGACCAUUUGCCUGCUACUGGCCUACAAGAUCAAGUACCCUGAGAAUUUCUUUCUUCUGCGUGGCAACCAUGAGUGCGCCUCUAUCAACAGGAUAUACGGCUUUUAUGAUGAGUGUAAAAGACGCUAUAACAUCAAACUGUGGAAGACAUUCACAGACUGCUUCAACUGUCUCCCUAUCGCAGCCAUUGUGGAUGAAAAGAUCUUCUGCUGCCAUGGAGGCCUGUCCCCAGACCUCCAGUCCAUGGAGCAGAUCCGGCGGAUUAUGCGGCCUACAGAUGUGCCAGAUCAGGGUCUGCUGUGUGACCUCCUUUGGUCAGACCCAGACAAGGAUGUGCUGGGCUGGGGCGAGAAUGACCGUGGCGUUUCUUUCACCUUUGGGGCAGAAGUGGUGGCCAAAUUCUUACACAAGCAUGACCUGGAUCUCAUAUGCCGGGCCCAUCAGGUUGUGGAGGAUGGCUAUGAGUUCUUUGCCAAACGGCAACUGGUGACCCUGUUCUCGGCACCCAACUAUUGCGGAGAGUUUGACAACGCUGGUGCCAUGAUGAGUGUGGAUGAGACCCUCAUGUGUUCCUUUCAGAUCUUAAAACCAGCAGAGAAGAAGAAACCAAAUUCAAGCCGACCGGUGACACCCCCUCGGAACAUGGUCACAAAACAAGCCAAGAAAUAGGGCGGUUGGGAGGGGGUGGGUGGGAUGGGGGGGUUGGAGCAGGGGCUGCAAUGGACUUGUAUUGUGUGGUUUGUUUGCUUGGAAUUUUCUGGUUUCACAGUCACACAAACUGUUGGCUGCCCCCCUGUUGGUUUUUUCCCUUCUCUACUGCAGCAACCAGGAAAGACCACUAUAAUGAUGAAAUUAAUGGAUGGAUGAAUUUUUUUAUUAUUACUUUGACUAAAUGGCUGUUUUACCUUAAAAUGGAAUGAAACAACCUUCAGGUCUGUGCUUUACAGUCAUUGCCACAUUUCAGUAUGUGCACUCCAGAAGGAAAGUGGAUUAUGCCGGGCGGAGGUGCCGUGCCCUGCUGUAACUGAAGUUGAGCAAUUAGUCACUCCUUUCAGGCGGGUGGGAGCAAAUCCAUUUUCACCUUUAGUAGUGGAAACACCCCCAAACAAAUCUUUAGACCACUGUGGGGAAAAAUCUUACAUGCUUGCGUACCACACAAAACACUUCAAGAUUUUUCAUAAGGUUGCCCCCCUUCUACAUUUUAGCUUGUCACCAGAUAUCUUAAGUUCGCUGUAUGGAAGGGGCACCACAGCAGUGAUGACCAGUUUUUAAAAUACUGCCUGUACUGUAUUCCUGAAAUUAAUAAAGCAAUUCCUGUAAUGUUGUCUCUCUUUCCACCAUAAUUUUAAAGUUGGCUAAAUUAAUGCAUGAUUUUUUUUCAUAACCGUUGGAAACGACACAGGUUCUUUGCUUCAAUGCAGGGCUUCAAUGCUAUUGAGUUAACUUUUUAUAUUGAAAUUCAAAUAGUCAUUUGGUUUUUGCUGUAAGGAGAUGCUUACCCUGUCUUAUUCUCAGUCAAAGUUUAAUUUGAAUUAUCUAAGUGGAGCAGGAUAAUAAUGGGCAUGAGGAAUAAGUGCACAAGGAAUUUUUGUUGCAUGCAUCUAGAGUUAGAAAUGCAUUACACAGCCUUUCUAUUCCUAAGGCAUGCCUGUCUUAGCAUGUCUUAAGAUAAUGUAGCUUUUCUUCAGGUAUUUGUAUUUUGCAACUAUAAUUUUUCAAUAGUUGACUCCUGAGUUCCAUUUAAACAUCACCCGAUGUAUCAUAAAUGUGCUGUAUAUAAGUUUUGUUUCAUCACAAUAACUCACGUUUUACAGGUUUCAACAAUUGUAUACUUGUUUAAUAAAGAGCGGGAUUUCAGGUGGGAAACAGUG
This is a messenger RNA of Scleropages formosus (Asian bonytongue), 2386 nucleotides long. RefSeq names its product protein phosphatase 1, catalytic subunit, gamma isozyme (gene ppp1cc). The coding region runs from base 213 to 1184 and encodes 323 amino acids. The record is from RefSeq and is a predicted model, not a curated record. Gene Ontology annotation, molecular function: protein serine/threonine phosphatase activity. The transcript has 7 exons. NCBI's taxonomy places the organism in Eukaryota, Metazoa, Chordata, Actinopteri, Osteoglossiformes, Osteoglossidae. Gene Ontology annotation, cellular component: nucleus; cytoplasm.